ACAAACGCACAUGAGGCGCGAUCCGCGUAGCUGCAACGUAAAUUGAACUAGUGUAACUGUUCUGAAUUGAGAUUUUGUGUUUUGCCGUGUCGGUGGUUUUCAUCACACCCAUGCUUGAACUUAGUACUAAAGAGACAGAAACCGUCAGCCGACAAUGAAAAGCACCAAGGAUAUCGUAUUUGAGGAAGACGAUCUCCCCUACGAGGAAGAGAUCAUUCGGAACCCGUUCUCUGUCAAGCACUGGAUACGCUACAUUGACUACAAGAAAGACCAACCAAAGCAUGUUAUCAAUUUGAUCUGCGAAAGAGCUUUACGAGAGCUUCCCGGCAGCUACAAGCUUUGGUACAACUAUUUGAAACUAAGAAGGCAACAAGUCAGAGAUCUCUGCAUAACUGACCCUGAGUAUGAGGAUGUCAACAGUGCUUUUGAGCGAUCGUUGGUUUUCAUGCAUAAGAUGCCUCGAAUAUGGAUGGACUACUGCAAGUUUCUCACCCUGCAGCAGAAAAUUACACGCACACGACGAGUGUUUGACAGGGCCCUCCGGGCUUUGCCCAUCACUCAGCAUCCUCGCAUUUGGCCACUUUAUUUGGAGUUUGUCAACAUGCACGACAUUCCCGAAACAGCUCUUCGUGUUUACCGCCGCUACCUUAAGCUCUGCCCAGAGAAUGCUGAGGAAUUUGUGGAAUACUUGACUCGCAUUGGUCGCUUGGAUGAUGCUGCUGUACUACUGGCAGAUAUUGUCAAUAAGGAAGACUUUGUGUCUAAAGAAGGAAAGUCUAAACAUCAGCUGUGGAAUGAGUUGUGCGAGAUGAUUUCCAAGAACCCUGAUAAGGUGCACUCGCUCAAAGUGGAUGCCAUUAUUCGAGGCGGGCUUCGCCGUUACACAGACCAGAUUGGCCAGCUUUGGAAUUCCCUGGCUGACUACUACAUCCGUGCUGGACUGUUUGAGAGAGCAAGAGACAUUUAUGAAGAAGCUAUACAGACGGUCCUGACUGUUCGGGACUUCACUCAGGUUUUUGAUGCCUACGCCCAGUUUGAAGAAAGUGUGCUCUGUGCUAAAAUGGAAGAAACUAGCAAAUCAAAGCCCAGUGAAGAAAGUGAUCUUGACCUUGAAUUGCGUCUGGCACGUUUUGAGGAUCUUAUGGAUCGAAGACCACUCCUGUUGAACAGUGUCUUGCUGCGACAGAAUCCACACAAUGUUCAUGAGUGGCUGAAGAGAGUUAAGCUUUUUGAAGGAAAGCCUAGAGAGAUAAUCAACACUUUCACGGAAGCUGUUCAAACCAUUGACCCCAAGCUGGCCACUGGAAAACUGAAUGUUUUAUGGGUGUCUUUUGCCAAGUUUUAUGAAGAAAAUGAUCAAAUUGAAGACGCUCGAAUUAUUUUUGAAAAAGCAACCCAGGUGCCUUUUACAAAAGUGGAAGACCUCGCUCAUGUAUGGUGCGAGUGGGCAGAGAUGGAACUGCGACACGAAAACCAUGAAGGAGCUCUAAAACUAAUGCAGAGAGCCACUGCAAUGCCCUCCAGGAAAGCUGCCUACCAUGAUCAAAGUGAACCAGUUCAAUUUCGUGUAUAUAAAUCGCUCAAAGUGUGGUCACUGUAUGCAGACUUGGAGGAAAGUUUUGGGACAUUUAAGUCUGCAAAGGCUGUGUAUGACCGGAUCAUCGAUUUGAAGAUUGCCACGCCACAGAUCAUCAUCAAUUAUGGCCUAUUUCUGGAAGAAAACAACUAUUUUGAGGAAGCAUUUAAGGCUUAUGAAAAGGGUAUUGCUCUCUUCAAGUGGCCGAACGUCUUUGACAUCUGGAACACAUACCUGACCAAGUUCCUGAAACGUUAUGGUGGAACCAAACUAGAGCGGGCUCGUGAUCUUUUUGAGCAGUGCCUCGAAGGUUGCCCAUCAAAAUUUGCUAAGUCUUUGUAUCUUCUUUAUGCCAAGCUGGAGGAAGAGCAUGGUCUUGCACGCCAUGCCAUGGCCAUCUAUGAUCGUGGCUGCAAAGCUGUGCUGCCUGAAGAACAGUUCGAAAUGUUCAAUAUAUACAUCUUGAAAGCAGCUGAAAUAUAUGGGCUGACACAUACUCGGGAAAUCUAUGAACGAGCCAUUGAGCUUCUUCCAGACACCCAGGCUCGACUCAUGUGUGUGCGCUUUGCUGACCUUGAGCGAAAGUUGGGUGAAAUUGACCGUGCUCGAGCCAUAUAUGCACACUGCAGCCAAAUGUGUGAUCCACGGACAACAGCUGACUUCUGGAACACAUGGAAGGAGUUUGAGGUGCAUCAUGGAAAUGAGGACACCAUGAGGGAGAUGCUGCGCAUUAAGCGCAGCGUACAGGCCAUGUAUAACACUCAGGUCAACUUCAUGACAGCUCAAAUGCUGAGUGCAACUGCCAGGGAAGCAGCAGCUGCAGCAGGCACUGAAGAGGCUCCAAAAGACUCGAUGCAGCAGUUGGAAGCAGCUGCUAAGUUGUUGGCUGAUGAGGCAAGGAAAGACACUGCAAGGAUGCCUGGCAAGGACAUCCUUUUUGUCAGGGGUGGGACCACAGACGAUGAGCAGAGCCUAGCAGAGCGGAGCCGCACUACAAACCCUGAUGAAAUCAGCAUAGAUGAUGAAGAAGGCUCCGAUGAUGACCAACAAGUUGAAGAGGUAGCUGUGGAACAAAGAUCCGUUCCAGAGGAAGUAUUUGGUGACCUCAAGAAAUAGGCAAGAAAAUUGCAGCACUUCAGAUAAUUAUAGUUUAUCAGAGCUGUCAGCAGAAAUAAAAUAAUUUUACUCU
Dermacentor silvarum is the source of this 2765-nucleotide messenger RNA. RefSeq names its product pre-mRNA-splicing factor syf1 homolog (gene fand). Lineage: Eukaryota; Metazoa; Arthropoda; Arachnida; Ixodida; Ixodidae. The coding region runs from base 155 to 2692 and encodes 845 amino acids. The transcript is spliced from 23 exons. The record is from RefSeq and is a predicted model, not a curated record. Gene Ontology annotation, molecular function: protein binding. Gene Ontology annotation, cellular component: U2-type catalytic step 2 spliceosome; post-mRNA release spliceosomal complex; Prp19 complex. Gene Ontology annotation, biological process: mRNA splicing, via spliceosome; generation of catalytic spliceosome for first transesterification step.